Molecule: messenger RNA, 3299 nt
Organism: Etheostoma cragini (Arkansas darter)
Lineage: Eukaryota; Metazoa; Chordata; Actinopteri; Perciformes; Percidae
Exons: 11
Coding region: 271-3279 (1002 amino acids)
Biological process (GO): regulation of transcription by RNA polymerase II; negative regulation of DNA-templated transcription
Cellular component (GO): transcription regulator complex; histone deacetylase complex
Molecular function (GO): transcription corepressor activity
Source: RefSeq, a predicted model, not a curated record
CACACACAGACACACACACACACACACACGUACAUGCAGAGUGCCAUUAUGGUAAAGUGGAUUAAAAGGCUGAAAGAGCGACAGUGGCCAACCGUCUUUGGUGAAACUGCAUCGCUCUCUCUCAUUCGCUGUCUCUCUCUCUUCUCCGCCUUUCACACACACAUGUCUGCCUACCAGCAAAGCAUACACACAUGCACUUCCCUGCUACGGACACAUCUCUCGUCGUUAUGACAACUUAACAGGGACUCUAGCUACACCCAGCGAACCAUCAUGGACGACCCUUCAUCCACCCAAUCCUUCCCCAACCUCCACCACCACCGCCACCGCCAAGCCUUUCACCUCACCAUGCCUAGCCUUCAAAGCUCCAAAGUAGGAUACCCGUCCUCUCAGGCUUCCCGGGACCCCCUGGAGCAGUGUGGAAGCAGAGGGGAAGUAUCCACAAACACCUUUCCCACUUCAAGCACCUUGUCAGGGGGAAGAAGGGGGAGCAGUGGAGGUGACAGAUGCUUCCUAAACACAAGUGGUAGCAGUUUGGACGGAGAUGCCAACCUGGGAGGCCAUCUUGACGGAGAAAGCGGGCUGGGAAGCAAUUUUGCGGAAACUUGGUAUAGCGGUAGCAGAAAAGAGGAUGUUUGGGAGGAGGGGGAGAGUUGUGAAAGUGGUGCAGACAAUUUUUAUAGAAAAGGUGAUUGCUACGGAAACGCAAAUGAUGUUUUCUACACAGUGAAUUGUGGCAGUGAGGACGUAGUCAGGCGUAAACUCAGAGCCACCUAUAAUAAUUAUGCCCAUGUUAGCUGUGAGGCUAAAGGAGAAACGGUGUACAACAUGGAGGCUAACGUUAGCCACUAUGCUAAACAAACUACUUCCUACGGCAGAGCUGCUGCGGGGAGCUUUAGUGACAGCAGUGUCGAUUAUUCUAGAGUGAGUGAGAAUUUUUUGGGAAGGGAAGAAGAUUAUGGGUCCAGUUGUGGCUCAGGUGAGGACCAGCUCCAACCAGCUGACGUUGAGGCACCCUGGCUCACUGUCUCUCCCUCGAGUCAGACUGGAGAGGGCAGGUGGAGAGGAUCAGCAGACACCCACGCUUUAGACUCAGGGUGCCUACCGCAGAGAUCACCUAUCGGCAUCGGCAGCGGGACGUACACACAGAAACUGGACUCCUUCUCUGAGGCUUUCCUCUCCCAGCGUAAGAGAAAAUUCCCUGUGAUUCCGAGUGGAGAUUCCUCCGGACAGAUCUGGGAAUUCGGAGUAGGGAGAGGAGAAAGCCCUGAAUUUGUAAAUUCAAGGCACAGUUGUGCUUUUGAUUCAGACUUCUACCUGCCUCCUUCCUCCUCCUCCUCACCCGCUCACCCCUCAAUUCCGUCCUUCCCUUCUCCUCCCACAUCAUCUCACAUCAUGUCUUCAGUUCUUAGUCCUCCUCCCACACCUCUACCUCCUCCUUCCCACUCACCCUCCAAAAUGGACUGUCCCAGUUCGUUUGGGGGCACCGGACAUUCAUUGUCCCAUGGUGGAGAUUCCCUUGGUACGCUCCAGUUUUUCACUUCGCACUUUCAGUCUCUCCCAUCUACCCAUUCCUCUGGGAUGCUAUGGAAGUUUCCACUGCUGUCACACAGCUUUCCACAGUCGUCAGGCGACCCCAGCAUCAUCGAGUGCAACCUGAGACCUUCUCAUGGUAGUGACUAUGGCAACAUCACAGUCUCCAACGUUCAGUCUCCAGAAGCGGCAUUCCUCACUUCUGCUCCCCACCCUUCAUCCCUCCAUCCAUCCAGAGCCCUCUGUCCCUCCAAUACUCCAUCUCUCCAUCCCUCCUUUCAUCUUCCCUCUCGUCCAUCUCACCUUUCCGUCCAACAUUAUGAGGCAGCAGAAAAGUUCACUCCUUACAUUGUGACCCAGAAGGCAAAGAAUGAACAAGCUAAUCCGAACCAAUCACAGCUGCAGCAACAAGCCUCUCCAAUCUACACUGGAACUCCAUUUCCCAGUAUCCUUCACUCCAGCAGAGGUCAGAGGAGGGGCCGGUACACCCCUCAACCGCUUCUCAACCCAGAUCGUAGGGGGUCGGGGCUCUACUCCUCCAUCUCAUCACUCAGUGGCAGAAGAGAGGAAGAUGAGUGUGUUGUGUCACCGUAUGUCAAUGUGGGUCAUGAUUUCCAGGCAGAGCUUCCUCCAUGCUUUGUGGAUGGGGAAGGGUCAAGGAUGUGGGCACCAGAAGAGGACUCCCCUAGGGAACAGUUGCUCUGGAAACCAUUUGAGAAUCUGGAGGAGAGUACAAACAUACAAGACCAAGUGGAGAAGCUGUUGUUCAUGUGUAGUUCCAGCUGUGUGCCAGGAGGGGGCAGUAACACAGAGCUGGCCCUCCACUGCCUGCACCACUGUCAGGGGAACACAAUGGCCACACUGGAGAUGCUGCUGUUCUCACAGCCCUUGCCAACAGGGGACUACCACUACUCUGGUAGUGAAUGUUGGACAGACGGUGAAAAGAGUCUCUUCAGUGCAGCUCUGGGAACUUAUGGAAAAGACUUUUCCCUCAUACAGAAUAUGGUGAGGACUAAGACCGUCGGCUUGUGUGUUGAAUUUUACUACCUGAGCAAGAAGCUCCAGGACAAGCAAAAGAAACAAAAAGAGGAAGAGAACAGAGAUGGAGUGAUGGAGCAGCAGCACAAUAGUAUAACCCCCAUGUGUCAGCCAGUGGACAGACAGUUUGGACUGGUGGAGGCAGUUCCUGUGCCCUCAUUGACCAGCUUCUUCCCCUGCAAGCUGUGUGGCAAGAUGUUCUAUAAAAUCAAGUCCCGUAAUGCUCACAUGAAGAUCCAUCGGCAGCCUCAGGAGGAUUGGACCGACAAGCGGCUGCAGCACCAGCUCCUCACCCAGCGUCUGGCUCUCAGUCGCCCCACCAACCUCAGUAGCCUGCUCCCACCCCAGGCAGCAGCUCUGACCUUUCCCUCCUCUGGGCUCGCUGGAAUGUCAAGCAACAACACCAAUGCAGACAAUGUCCUCAACUCCGUAACAAUUAGCAACGGCAUCACUUGCAGCAAUGCCAGUGUCCUCGAUCCCAGCGCCAUGGUUACAUAUAGCAACAUUGCGGCUUCAAACUCUCACGUGAUCACCAAAACUGAUGGCGGAGACUUAAAUCAAAGAGAGCCCACUCCUGUCUCACCUUUCCACCAAUCAUGGGGCUCAUUUGGACAUGGCCCCGACCCUUCUAUCUUCUACUGCAACACAGAAGGGAAAGAUAACGUAGGAGCUGGGACAGUUGGGGGAAAAGAGCCAAUCAACUGGCAGUAGUGUUUAAUUCUCCCAAAAGC